Lucilia cuprina (Australian sheep blowfly) is the source of this 741-nucleotide messenger RNA. Its product is annotated as protein D2-like. NCBI's taxonomy places the organism in Eukaryota, Metazoa, Arthropoda, Insecta, Diptera, Calliphoridae. The transcript has 2 exons. Bases 102 to 671 code for a protein of 189 amino acids. The record is from RefSeq and is a predicted model, not a curated record.
UUAAAAUUUUCAAUUAUUAAAAAUUUCACGAAGAAUUAGUAAUUUUUUUAAUACUUAAAACAAAAACGCAAAUAAAUAACUUAUAUCUUACAAAUAUCGCAAUGACUGAUGAUGCUAAAGAUAUAAGCAAUAUUUUCAAAGCCCAUCAAUUAAUCCCCGAUGUUAUAUCAGUACCACCGGCAGAAUUUCUAAAGGUAAUUUAUCCAAGCGGAGUUAUUGUCGAUAAAGGCAAUAAACUAACACCUACACAGGUCAAAGAAACACCCAGUGUAGAAUGGACCCAUGAAAGUAAUCAAUUUUAUACUCUCACAUUCACUGAUCCUGAUGCGCCCAGUCGUAAAAAUCCACAAUUUCGUGAAUAUCAGCAUUGGAUUGUUGCCAAUAUACCGGGUAAUGAUCUAAGUAAAGGUGAAAUUUUAACGGCAUAUGUCGGAUCUGGACCUCCUCAAGGUACGGGUUUACAUCGUUAUGUAUUCUUACUUUUUAAACGAACGGGAAAAAUACAAUUUAAAGAAAUUCAUAUACCCAAGAAUAGUGGUAAAAAUCGUGCAAAAUUUUGUGUAAUGAAAUUUGCUAAGAAAUAUAAAUUGGGUGAACCGUUGGCAGGGAAUUUUUAUCAGGCUGAGUGGGAUGAUUAUGUGCCAACUGUGCAUCGUCAGUUAUCGGGAUGAGGUUAUACAUGUUUAUGUAUCAAAAUUAUUAAAAUAAUUAAUUUUAGAUGAUCUUAAUAAAACUUAAAUG